GUCAACAUUUUUGGCGGCCAUCUUGAAUGAGUGGAUGAACUCGGUAGAGACUACCUAAAGAAAUUGUAACAUGGGAGCAGGCCAAUCUGCAGAAAUCCCAGGCGGUGGAUCUGAAGGAUAUCAUGUACUAAGGGUUCAAGAAAAUUCUCCUGGAUAUAAAGCAGGAUUGGAGCCCUUCUUUGAUUUUAUAAUCUCGAUAGAAAAUACGCGACUGGAUCAAGAUAAUGAAACACUGAAGGAAAUCCUUAAAUCAAAUGCAGAAAAACCUGUUAAGAUGCUUGUUUUUAGUAGCAAAACAUGCAAAGUUAGAGAAGUUAGUAUCACUCCAAGCAGUAUGUGGGGUGGCCAGGGUCUCCUAGGAGUUAGUAUUCGUUUUUGUUCCUUUGAAGGAGCUAAUGAAAACGUUUGGCAUGUUUUGGAAGUUCAACCAAACUCACCUGCUGACAUAGCUGGGUUGCGCUCAAAUACAGAUUACAUCAUAGGAGCUGAUUCAGUUCUACAUGAGUCUGAAGACCUGUUCCAACUUAUAGAAUCACAUGAAGGGAAACUACUUAAGUUAUAUGUCUACAAUUCUGAAACAGAUGGUUGUAGAGAGAUAACCAUUACACCAAACAGAAAUUGGGGUGGCGAGGGAAGUAUGGGAUGUGGCAUAGGAUAUGGCUAUCUUCACAGAAUACCAAUCAAAGAUUCUCCAGAUGUGGCUCUACAACCUAAAGCUUCAUCUCCUGCUCCUGAUGGCUUCUCUGAUGUUCCUCUCAGUGGACCCACACCUGUGCCUCUUGUUGCAGUUUCAACAUCAACAGUUUCACCAAUACAAACAGCAGGUCUGGAGUCAGGAAUGACAUCCUUGAACCUCAACACAACUGCAACAUCACCAGCCAUGAACCCAUUCAACCCAAGUUUCCCAACCACAUCUCCUGUUCCAGCUGCUGUAUAUCCAGGAGCUGCUCCUUUGGUAGUACCGGGAGGUGCCCCACCUACUGUUCCCUCAUUCUUACCUCAAGUUCAGGGUACAACUGCGACAGGGAGCAAACAACCACCACCUUUCUCAGUAGCCCAGAUGAAUACAGGGGCUGCAUCAACAACACCAGCUGGAAGUUCUGCAGUCACUGUGACAGCUACAGCAACACCCCUUAUGACUGAUAUCACUGAGGGAGCAAUGCCUGCCCCCUUAAUACCCACAACAAGCCCAUCAUUGCCAAGUGAUGACAUCUCUGCAGCUUUUCAACCAACGCCACCACCUUCACAACCAAUUGCAACAUCGUAAAACAGAAUAGCCUGAGAGUAAUUACAGUCAAUAGAUACACUAGAAAUAUAUUAUCAUACAAAAGUGUAUUUUGCAUGGCUAUUAAAAUUUUGUACUCUCAGCUGUAGUUAUUUUUUUCUGUCUCUCAUCUUAUUUGCAAAGGUGGCAGUAAGGGUAACCAAGACAAAAAUGUAUUGCCUACUGAUCAGGUGAAGGUAGUCCAAUUCUUUCCUUUGGGGGAGGUUUUAAUUCUAGCAGUUCUUCCUGGUAGGGGACAUUUUCUUUUCGGUAGUAGUGUCUUGAAUUUUUGGGUCAGUCUUGUUUUCCCAUUCAAAACAACUUUACUACAGAGCUUAUGUGAUCACUUUGGACAGCUUCAAUCUGAAGUGACUUUGUUCAACACAAAAUUGUAUUGUGCACCAGUAAGUGUGCUUUGACUGCAGAUUUUCCUUGUCUGAGUCACUAAUCUGAAAAUUGCUAUUAUGAUAUCUGUAAUAAUAAUAACAACUUGCUAAGAAGUACAGAGAAAAAAAAUUUAAUGCUGUGGAAGUUUUUUGUAAAUCUUAACUUGGAGUGCAACUGACCUGCAAGAAUGUCAGUAAUAUGCAAGUGAGAGAGCAAAUAAGUGAAAAAGUACCUAUCUAAAUCAUUGGAGCUUCUCUGUCAAAACUGUUCAUCAGUUUGCAAGAACAUAAUGUUUUGUACGGAUUUGAAGGUCAGUUUUUCGUUCAAAAGAGUGACCUAAAUAAAUUCAUCUUAAUAGAAAUUGACUUUGAAUUAAAAGCUAGCGUUAAGAAGUCACGACGUUUCGACCCCUCUGAGGUC
Stylophora pistillata is the source of this 2071-nucleotide messenger RNA. RefSeq names its product Golgi reassembly-stacking protein 2. NCBI's taxonomy places the organism in Eukaryota, Metazoa, Cnidaria, Anthozoa, Scleractinia, Pocilloporidae. The record is from RefSeq and is a predicted model, not a curated record. Gene Ontology annotation, cellular component: Golgi apparatus. Gene Ontology annotation, biological process: Golgi organization. Gene Ontology annotation, molecular function: protein binding.